GGGAGGAAGCUAAAGUCUCCGAAUCGGAGUGUCACGGACGUUGUGCUUCCGAGUCCACACCGGCUUGUGCUCUUCAUUCAACAACCUACAUAGUGGCGCAACGGUGUGAUCAAUCACUUAUCUAGCCGCUUGCAACGUGUGCGCGUGGAUAUUCUAACGUUCCAUCCUUAGCCCAGGUAUUCUUGCAGGCCCAUCGGAAGUCCGUGCUUGAUCCGUUUUCUGACAGUGCAUGUCGAAGGGGGGCUUAACCAUCUUUGCCAAGGCACACUCCGGCUGACGUUGAGAUCCCAUCCACGCCAUGUCCUACUCAGCCCUGCAGAACGGCAGCAGGAAUAUGCCAGCCUUCCCAAACUCGGGUCACUUUCCAACUUACCCCGUAACCCAUUCCAUCGCUCCCAGCACACUCCCCCAAGUCUCUAGCCAGCCAGCCAAGCCAAUCCCUUCGUUGCCAGUCACUAGUUCGUUCAAGGCUCCCGCGCACAAGCAUGCUCAUCAUCUGCACUCCAUUCCCCCUCGGGAGAAAUCGACUAGAACCCUUAUCAUAGACCACAUGCUAUGGGUUCAUUCUCGCACCCGAUUCGCUCAAGCUCGCGCAGAGUUGGGCAUGACGGAUCGCACUGGUGGUCCCUCUUCUCUUAAUUAUGCUUAUCGAGAACGUCCCGAACAAUACGAGGAGGAUGAAGAGGUUGUUAGCGAUGGAGAAGAGGCUAGCAUGUUGGAGGCGAGGGAAGGUGGUGCCCGUCUCAACGAUGAGGAAGAGAGGAAACAAAGACAAGAUCUGGACCUUGCUGCAAGGCUCAGAUUACGUGCCGUAGGUCUUGAAAAGGUAGUGACAUCAAUGUUGGAGCAACCUCCACCAGUACAUUACCCCGUGCUGGACGAUGACCCCGUGACCCCAACCAACUCACCGAAGCGGGGUAGCAAGAGCCAUCCCCAUACAUUGCCCAACGGUGUCCGUCUCCGCUUGUCUCUUGGCACUGUGGUCAACGACCUGUUCUCUCGUCAGCCCCCAACAUCUCCUUAUCGACACCAUCACCACCCUCCGCCUAUCAUUGUUUCGACGGAUUCUGACCAGGGCUCUUCUGAGCCUCUCAGUCCCAGUACUUCCCCUGCUCCUCGUAAUGUCUCACCUAAUCCUUCCACCAGUGCCAGUGCCAUUUCAUCGUCAUGCUCUGGUGACCCCCCGGGAACGUUACCGCCCUCUCUGGCGCUCUUGUCAUCGAUAUCACUUCCGGCCUCCAAGCGUCCGUACUCCCAGAUCCAGACCUCGCAGCCUCUUUUGACCAUGCCCCUCCACCAAAAUGUUACCAGUUUGAACACCCGAGCUAGGAAUAUGUAUAUGGGUGGCACAGACCACUCAACAACAAAUUCUUCACCAGGGUUGCGCUGCUCGAGGCAUCUUCAUGCAGGUUGUGAGAUUUGUGUCGCGGCCAAGCAGCCCUCUAAACCUCCCGGAGGUAUCGGGAGAAGCCGGGCAAUAUCCACGGCCGGUGGUUCUACCACCAUUGGGAGUAAAUCAGCUUCCCAUACGGCCCAUACAACUUUCGGAAAGAGUAUGUGGGGAAGCAACGGAGGAGGUGUAACAGGGUGGCAAGACGGGAGUGGAAUAGGUACAGGGCUUGCCCAGCCUGGCAUACACGGCAGCGUUUUGCGCCGAAAGUCGAAGUGGUCUAUCGCCGAAGGUGACAAUGAUCAUGCGGGGAAUACUAGUUCAUCCGCGGGUAACCCACGGUUAUGGGAGCUCAUCCCUCGAUUCCUCCGACUGUCAGCCUUGGUUUCCGUGGAGCUCGGUCGCGAGCUCGGAGAGGAAGCCCACAGCGUUCCAGAAGGCGAACAUAGUCAGGGAAGGAUCGCUGACGAAACCUCCAUGCCAACGCCAACCUCUCCGUCUCCGUCGCCUUCCAGACGACCCCGUUCCGAGGCAGAGGCUCCCCCAUUACAUCCAUCCCGGGAAUGGUACAUGCUCCUAGCUGGACUUCUCACCAGAGCUGCCUUGGAGGGAUACCUCACAGCUGGUUGGCGGGGCGCCGAUGCCACAGAGUGUUUACUCUCAGUCGGUCGCAGCAUCAACGAUGGUGUGGAUAUAAAUGAAGAAGAAGAUCUUGGAGACGCCACGUUUGAGUGGUUUGACCCGGAUGACUUGCCUGGUUUGAAGGAGGCUACGCGGGUCCUUUUCCCUUCUCUGCGUGGUGGUGUCUCGAACAGCAUGGCGCAUAGGCGCGACACCGUGGAGGCCGCAUUCCACAUGGAAAUGGAGGCUCGCGUUCGACGAUUCUUUGAUAUUCCUCAACAAACGCGAGAUCUAGUGACACACAUGGAGGACCUGGCAUGGCAUUACCCUGCAGAGCCUGUCGAGCGAGCUGCCUUGCGAUUUUGUGAGGCCGUCGCCAAGUGGCGGGGAAAGCCCGAACUGGAGAGUUACAAAAAGAAACCCAAAGAACAAGCUUUUCAAGGAGCCAUGAACAUGACCAUGGAGUCAUUCGUUCAUUCUAACCCCACUAGCCCUACUGUGUCGGGCUUCGCCACUCAACAUGGCGUCUCCCAAUCACCUCGCCGGCCACCUAUUGAAAAGUACUUUAUCGUACCCGUACCGCAAACCGUUGCUAGCGGUCGGAACAAGAGGCAACGGUCCUCCUUCGACGACCUGGAGCGGUCUGUUAAGAGAGUGCACUGAGACUGAGACUCUUGGCAUGACACGGGUCCUGUGGUGUUUUCAUUCUGCAUCGGUUCACUGGAUUCACUCUUUACUGUACAGUAUCGUUAUCUUUCUCAUUUAUCUUACUCUCCGUCGCCAAGGUUCGACCAGUUGUAUGUUGUAUGAAAUCAUCGAAAUGUGUUUCCCGUCGUCUUCAGUGUGUUCCGUUCUUGGAUGAACCUCCCUGGCCACCGCUAAUCAGAGACCGGUUAAAAGCUCCCGAGACACAGCGUAACUUGUAGACUAAGCGCCGGC
Molecule: messenger RNA, 2950 nt
Organism: Pisolithus orientalis
Lineage: Eukaryota; Fungi; Basidiomycota; Agaricomycetes; Boletales; Pisolithaceae
Exons: 4
Coding region: 299-2674 (791 amino acids)
Source: RefSeq, a predicted model, not a curated record